This is a messenger RNA of Microdochium trichocladiopsis, 2710 nucleotides long. RefSeq lists its product as uncharacterized. The transcript has 4 exons. Gene Ontology annotation, biological process: DNA-templated transcription; regulation of DNA-templated transcription. Bases 38 to 2251 code for a protein of 737 amino acids. The record is from RefSeq and is a predicted model, not a curated record. Gene Ontology annotation, molecular function: DNA-binding transcription factor activity, RNA polymerase II-specific; zinc ion binding; DNA binding. NCBI's taxonomy places the organism in Eukaryota, Fungi, Ascomycota, Sordariomycetes, Xylariales, Microdochiaceae.
CAGAGCCUCGACGCGCACGGCCGGGUCCAGCAUCAAGAUGCCCCUGCGCCCGCGCGCACACGUCGUCUGUACCGAGUGCCACUCUCGCAAGGUCAAGUGCGAUCUCCAGGCACACCCGGACGGCCCGUGCCGCCACUGCCGACGCUCCGGCCAGCCAUGCGUCCCCCGCGAUGGCGUCCGCAAGAAGACGCGACGGACCACAACCUCAACAGGAUUCCAAAUUGACGGCAGGCGCAGCGUGACUGCUGGGCGGCAAAGCCUGUCGCACACCGAAAGCCAACACACGUCCCGGCCCAGUUCGAAUCCCGUCACUCCCCGCCCUACCGCCUUCGUCUCCUCCAGUCCUGUCCUGCAGGACACCACGGCCGACACCAUCGGCCACUGUGCAACCGAGUAUUAUGGACCCCAUGCAGAGCUCAUCUCUACGUCCACCGAGAAUGGCAUCCUCGCAGCGCCUGAUUGGCGAGGUCACAUCUUUGCUUCCAUCCAGGCACACGUCCUGCCUCGGCCGACACUCCAGCACGCAUGGACAGACGCCUACUUGAACCAGGUCUACUACCAUUGCCCAGUAGUAGAUCGUCAUGAAAUCCAGGCCACGGCACAUGAUGGCGAUGGCAGCAGUAUCGCGGCUGAGACCACACCACCAAUCAUCCUUCUGAAAGCCGCCGCCUUGGUGGGUAUGGCCGCCAUGCACCACCCUUCGCACACUACCUUCCUCCGGGAGGGCUACGAGCGCCUCAAAGUUCUCAUCACGCUCGGCUUCGAGACGGACCGCCUCAACAUGCUCAAGGCGCUGUGUCUCAUCUCGUGCCAUGGUUCUGUCCCGACAUCGCCGUCCGCGACGGGUGCAGCUGGCACGGGCGAGCUACUGAAUGGGCCUGGGCAUUGGACUGAUAUUGCGAUUCGGCAGAUGCUGCUGAUGGGACUACACCGGCGGGGCGCGUAUGCUGCCGGCGGUGGUCAAGAGUCAGAGGAGGUGGCGAGGCGGAGAGCGGGUGGCUGGAGGCGGAUAUUCUGGUUUCUGCAUAACUGUGACAUUUUCCAGUCUGCCUGUGGCCGCCGGCCAUACCUCCUCCUCCAUGCCGCGGGAUACGACGUGUCCUUGCCCACACUAGACGACUUUGUCAUCCUCACCCCUGCCGACCGCCUGCACGCGCUGGUCUUUCUCGAGACAACCAAGCUGUACAUCAUCAUGGGCAAGGUCGUGGCCCUCCAGCAGCAGCAGAAGCAGCAGCAGCAAGCACAACCUGGCCCACAAGCAGGGCCGCCAGCCACAUCGGCACAGCAACACGUCGAUAAGAUCACCAAGGAGCUACAAGCAUGGCUUCAAAGCCUGCCCGACGAACUUGUCCUCUUUGACUGCCCGAUGGAAGCGCAACGACAACAGCAACAACACCAGCGUCAAGCAUACAGCCGCCCAGUGUCAGAGCUGAUGAUCCUGUACUUCGUCUCAAUAGUGUACCUCGAAACCGUGCGCCCGACACACACACCCCCAAGAGCAGAAGCUGGUUUCCCACCGCCGCCGCCGCCGCCGACGCCGACGCCCCCUAGAAGAGCAUUCUCCACCACGUCCCUCCUCGCCUCGUCCUGCGCCGUCGCCCUGCUCGACGAGAUGCUCGCGCGCAACGACGCGGCGCGCCUGCCCUGGCAGACAGGGAGCUUCUGCCUCGUGCUGGCGCUGCCGCUGAUACACCAUGUCGCUCCUCCCCAUGGUCUGCAUGGUGCUGGUAGCUGUCUUGCGGGCGACGAUGCCGAAACCAUUUGGAAGGCGAGGAGGAACGGCGAGCUGGAUACGCUGCGCAGCGUGAUGCGGGACCUCAGGCCCACGUAUGGCGACGCGGAGACCGUGGUGCGGAUGAUCUCGGGGCUGCAGGCGAGUCAUGAUAGCUCGAACUCUGCGGGGGCCGCGGGACUGCGUGCCAACAGUGAAGAAGAAGGGGGAGAGGGGGAGGUAGAGGUAGAAGCGGAGGUGCAUAGGUCAUGUGGUGGGCCGCCGGCCAGCAGGGAGUUGUUCCCGUUCCCGCGGUGGUUUUGUGAGAACAUGGUGCUGCUCGACCACGUCUGCGACUCGGGUACGGGAAUGGCUGUUCCAAUUACAAGUGCUGGGUGCGGGAUGCUGCCGGCGGAUGCGGCUGGUGGGACGGCGGGCUCCGAGGUCUUGGUGGAGUGGAGGGGCCCUGCUGACGACGCGAUGUUUGAGUUCUCGCUGAUGGAUCUGUACGGAAUGGACUUUGGUCACAUCCUGUUCUAGGAUCCGGAGGUUUUAUAUUGGCGUAUUGCUACAUCGGCAGUGUUCAAGCGGGCAUGCUAGGUGGAUUGAGUCUGGAUCUGGUCUAUCCACAUACAGAACGCAGCCUGGGGGGCGAGUUGUUUGCGGGUCUGGUGUAUGCUUUGAUUUGGGCGCCGAAGAGUAAUGACUAUUUCUGAACAUGAAUCACCAAAGACGGCGUGGCAUCCAGUAUCAAGAUGUCUUACAGCUCCUAAGGCAGAGGUAACUUUCCGUCUAGCCCAAUCGCGCUGUCUCCACACUUUCCACACUUUCACCUGUGUACAGCGAUAUACUGAAACCAAUCACUUGAACUCGAACAUUGUACUACUUUUGUUUUGUAAGAAUGCUAUACUCGUCCAGCUUUUGGUUCGUAUUUCAAAUUAUACAGGCAGGGUUCCGUUCUCAAGAAGAUGAUAUAAGAUGGAAAGAACAUGAAAACAG